This is a messenger RNA of Letharia columbiana, 1023 nucleotides long. RefSeq lists its product as uncharacterized. Gene Ontology annotation, molecular function: oxidoreductase activity, acting on paired donors, with incorporation or reduction of molecular oxygen; iron ion binding; heme binding. The record is from RefSeq and is a predicted model, not a curated record. NCBI's taxonomy places the organism in Eukaryota, Fungi, Ascomycota, Lecanoromycetes, Lecanorales, Parmeliaceae. Bases 1 to 1023 code for a protein of 340 amino acids. The transcript has 4 exons.
AUGUCUGCUGUCAUUAAGCAGAUGGCUGCAGGCAUUGCUCUUCAUAGAGUUUUCGACGCGUUCCCAUCCAAUGUCCUCUUUAUCCCUGUUCUCAGCCUCUUCAUUGUCUCUCUCUGGUCUUUCUAUUCUUACAUCCUCCUCCAGCAAAUCCCAGGGCCCUUCCUCGCCGCGUUUUCGAAUCUUCCUCGCGUAUCAUGGGUUCUGUCUAACCGAGCGCACGACAUACACAUCGAUCUGCAUCGAAAGUAUGGAAAAUUGGUACGCUUCGGACCGAACAUGGUCUCGGUUGGCGACCCGGCCGAGAUCCCAACUCUAUAUAGCUUCACUGGAAAGUUCACCAAGUCUGACUUCUACCAUGUCAUCGUAUUCUACGCCAAAGGCAAACCAGUACAAACCAUCUUCACGACACAGGAUGAGAAUAUGCACCGAAUGCUCAAAAGACCAAUUGCGGGCAUCUACACGAUGAGCAAUCUCAUGUCCUUUGAGCCCUACGUUGACACGACCAUUUCCUUCUUCUUCGCCCAGCUAGACAAGCGUUUCGCGCAGACUGGAGACAUUUGUAACUUAGGCACCUGGUUGCAGAUGUUUGCAUUCGACGUCAUGGGCGAGCUUACCUUCUCCAAGCGCUUGGGCUUCCUGGAGAGAGCGGAAGAUGUCGAUGGGAUCAUGGAAUCGAUUUGGCAUUACUUCCAAAAGACGACUCCCGUCACGCAGAUCCCCUGGGUUGACCGCCUCUGGGCAAAGAACCCCAUAUUCCAACGCCUAAAGGCCGUCCGCAUGAACCCCAUCGCCGGAUUUGGGCUCGCGCGCAUUGCAGAACGUAAAAGCGCGCCGGACACCUCUGACGACAAGGAGUCCUCGACCAACUCUCGGGAUUUCCUCUCGCGCUUCCUCGAAGCCCAAGCCAAAGACAAGUCCAUCCCGCCCUGGGCCCUCACAGCGUGGACAACCUCCAACAUAGCCGCCGGCAGCGACACAACCGCCAUCCUCCUCCGCACCACGAUUACCCUUACAACGAAUUAG